Molecule: messenger RNA, 1079 nt
Organism: Zonotrichia leucophrys gambelii
Lineage: Eukaryota; Metazoa; Chordata; Aves; Passeriformes; Passerellidae
Product: C-type lectin domain family 2 member D-like
Exons: 6
Coding region: 126-944 (272 amino acids)
Source: RefSeq, a predicted model, not a curated record
CGGCACCGGAGCCCGGCGAGGCGGCGGCGGAGCUCGGAGGCGGCUCCAGCCCAGGGUGCCAUCAGCGCGGCUGGAAAGCUGUUCCCGAGGCCGAGCUCUCAAAGGAUCUGCCAGCAGCACUCCCGAUGUCUCGAAAUCAAGGUGCUGUUUGUUUCAGGCACAGAGAUAGCGCCUGUGAGCAGGAGAAGAGUGAAUUCUGCUCCAUGAGCAGCGUUGCGAAUGAGCCCCGGAAUCUCCAGGAGGGACCAGCAGCCGCGCUUCCACACUUGCCUGGGGCCCAAGAAGUCUCUGGGCAUAAGCAGGGGGAUGCCACUUCUGAGCGUGCAGUGAGUGCAUUUGUGGAGAAUGGAUUCUACACCAGGGAUGGAAGUGUGAGGGAGCCCCUGGCUCCGCAGGGCAAAGCAGCAACGGGCAAUAAACACAAAAGGAACCUCAGAAGAUUCCUGGGUGAACGGUUCAGGUGCCAUCCCGUGCGCACGGCAGUGCUGAUUCUGCUGCUCCUGGUGCUGGUGUUGGCUUUGGGGGCGGCCGUGGCUGUGCUGGCAGCACCACAGCUUCCAGUAACACCUGCGACUCCGCUGUUGUUUCUGGACUGUCCCCAUGGCUGGGUUGGGUACAGUGGGGUCUGCUACUAUUUCCCAAGGGAAUACAGCACGUGGGAUCAGGGUCAGGAACGGUGCUCCGAGCUCAAUGCCUCCCUGGCCAUUGCCAAGGAUGAUGAGGCCAUGGAUUUGCUCUCCCGCCUCUGUGGGGAUUUCGGUUACUGGCUCGGACUGCGCAGACGGGGCGAGCGCCUGCACUGGGGGGACGGCAGCAGCUACAGCUCCCGGGUUCCUGUCCUCGGCAGUUCCGAGUGUGUGUACCUGGCUGACGAGAGAUUCAAGAGUGGGAACUGCUCCAGUGAGCGGCCGUAUGUCUGCAGCAAGGCCCAAGCUCCCCUGUAACAGGGGCUGCACAAAGGACCUUCUCCACGCUGGGCAGCUCCAGCUUCACCUCUGAGCCCAGCACAGCGCUGUCCUUCCUCAACUGCGCCCUGUGCCUUGCACUUCCUCUCAGGGUCACCUCAGUGCCUCUUCAUC